This is a messenger RNA of Nerophis ophidion (straightnose pipefish), 14267 nucleotides long. RefSeq names its product sema domain, immunoglobulin domain (Ig), transmembrane domain (TM) and short cytoplasmic domain, (semaphorin) 4C (gene sema4c). The coding region runs from base 438 to 3053 and encodes 871 amino acids. NCBI's taxonomy places the organism in Eukaryota, Metazoa, Chordata, Actinopteri, Syngnathiformes, Syngnathidae. Gene Ontology annotation, biological process: negative regulation of axon extension involved in axon guidance; muscle cell differentiation; negative chemotaxis. The transcript is spliced from 16 exons. The record is from RefSeq and is a predicted model, not a curated record. Gene Ontology annotation, molecular function: chemorepellent activity; semaphorin receptor binding.
ACAAAGCCUCGGGAGCGAGAGUUGCGUUCAGCCACUUCCUCCGCGUGUGGACAACAAACUACAUGACGGGAUCCCCCAGCUUUUUAUGGACAUUUUUCUAACGGCGGGGAAGUGGCCGACGGACCAGAGGAGCGAUGUGGAUUGAUUUAUAACUUCAAAGAAAACCCGGUGAUUAACGGAGAGGAGGAGGAAGGAUAUCGGUCGUAACGGCGGAGUAACACGCGCAGCAUCGUCGUGAUCCGCCCUCUCAUAAUCGUCAUCAUAAUAUUAACAAGGUCAAUGUGACCUUGGUGUGGAUUGAGUCUCCCUGUUGGACGUGAACAAAGAAAGCUCGCAGACGCACUGGGGAGGAGAAGAAAAACAACAGGUGUCCAGCUCGUCCUUUCUGAUCGCCUGCUUGAGCGCUCCUUCCAUCGAUCGCGCGACACCUCCACCGGAUGGGAGUUUGCAUCGGAGCCAUGGGCGGGGUGGAGGUCCUGCUCCUGGUCUUCAUGUUCCGAUGGGAAACGUCACUGGCUCUCAACUGGAACCCGGUACCACGCAAGACCGUGCGAUAUCAGGAUUCGUUGGACAGCAUGGCCAAGUUUGGCAUCCAGGGCGUGUUCAACUACAGCAUGCUGACUCUGUCGGAGAACGAGAGGGUUUUGUACGUGGGUGCCCGCGAGGCGCUCUUUGCCUUGGACCCCAAUGACAUCAGCCGGCAGCUCAGACCUCAGAUUGACUGGCAAGCUCCGAUGGAUAAGAAGCGGGAGUGUGUCAUCAAGGGGAAGAGCAACCAGACCGAGUGCUUCAACUACAUCCGCUUCCUGCAGAGCUACAACCACACACACCUCUACACCUGUGGCACCUACGCCUUUCAGCCCAAAUGCACCUAUGUGAAUGCAGAUUAUUUCACUCUCAGCCCAAAUCUCCUGGAAGAUGGGAAGGGCAAAUGUCCAUAUGACCCUGCCAAGGGCCACACCGGCCUAAUAGUUGACAAGGAGCUCUACUCCGCCACACUCAACAACUUCCUGGGAACUGAGCCAGUCAUACAAAGGAACCUGGGCCAGCAGCACUAUAGCAUGAAGACCGAAUACUUGCCUGCCUGGCUCAAUGAGCCAGACUUUGUGGCUUCGGCCUUGGUUCGAGAAAGCGUCGGCAGCAAAGAAGGAGACGACGACAAAAUCUACUUCUUCUUCAGCGAGCGGGCGUUGGAGCUGGACUGUGACACCGAGGUCACUGUGGCCAGAGUGGCUCGCGUCUGCAAGGGUGACUUGGGUGGUACUCGGACACUGCAAAAAAAAUGGACCACCUUCCAAAAAGCCCGGCUGGACUGUUCCUUACCCGAGCGUCACGUCUCCUUCAACAACCUCCGAGCUGUCUUCACACUGCCGGGACAGGACUGGAGGGGAACCACUUUCUUUGGCAUCUUCCAUGCUCAAUGGGGUGACGUGGACGUGUCGGCGGUGUGUCAGUACCAGGUCAGCGACGUGAAGAAGGUGUUCGAAGGAUCCUACAAGGAAUACAGGGAGGCGUCCCAGAGGUGGGGGCGCUACUCCGGGUCUGUCCCUAGCCCUCGGCCUGGAUCGUGCAUCACAAACUCGGACAGGGAGAGCGGCUACAACAGCUCUCUGCAGCUACCUGACGCAACGCUCAACUUUGCCAAGAAGCACCCUCUGAUGGAGGAUAAAGCGCUGGCUCGCCCUCUGCUUCUCACCAAGGGGGUCAACUUCACCAGGCUGGUGGUGGACCGGGUUACUGGCCUGGACCAAAGAGCGUACAACGUCCUCUUCAUUGGCACAGCUGAGGGCUGGAUGCAGAGGGUGGUCAUCCUGGCCUCGGAAGCUCACGUGAUCGAAGAAAUCCAGCUGUUUAAAAGCGCCCAGCCUGUAGACAGCCUGACCAUUUCCCACUCCAAGAAGUACGUGUACAUCGGCUCUCGAUCCGAGGUUCUCCAGCUGCCCUUAGCCAACUGCAGCCGCUAUCAGUCCCAGCCAGACUGUCUGCUCGCCCGAGACCCCUACUGCGCUUGGGACAGCGAGGGCCGAGCCUGCGUUCGCAUCGACCUCCAUCGAGGGUCCACGUCCUCCCUGUCACAAGACCUCACGCUGGAAAGGUUCAGCCGGGGGAAAGCCAAGUUUGAUAAACCUGUCUCCAUCCCCAGCCCUGAGCACUCCCGACUGCGGAACGUGACGGUGGUGGUGGGCUCGGACAUGGUGCUGCCCUGCCAUCUGAUCUCCAACCUGGCUCAGCCCUUCUGGGUCGUCAACGACCGCGAGCUCCUGCUGGGCGACCCCGAGGCCGGGGGGCCACGCUUCGACCAGACCCUCAAGGCCCUCGUCGUCCCCGAAGCGGGUCAGAUCCAAGCCGGGCGCUACGUCUGCUAUUCCGAGGAGCAGGGUGUGAAGUUCCAGACCGAGCGCUACCAGGUGACGGUGGUGGCCAGUGCACCCGUCUUCAUGGAAGCCCGGGCUCCGGACAGCAGCAUGGGGCUCUUCUGGGUGCUGGUCAUCACCCUGGGCGCGGCGUGCCUGCUGCUCUUGGUGGCGGCGCUGUACCUGCGCCGGAGACUGAAACUGGCUCUGGGGAAAGGAGCUGACAUGAAGCCUCUUGAAAGUACUCUGGUCUACCCCAUCACCUUACCCAAGGAGCCACCCACGUUUGUCCCCAGCAAAAUGCCCACCGACGAAGACCGUUUCUGGGAGACGGGCGCCAAUUAUUACUACUCAGACGGCUCGCUUAAAAUCGUCCCCGGUCACGCCAUCGGGCCCGCCAGCGUGGGCGGCACGGCGUCACCCAGCGCCAUCCCGGGCCAGCCCAUCCACUCCCCCAGCCGUCUCAGUCUCACCAACAUCAGGGGCUCCGGCAGCAACGGCUACGUCCGCCUGAACCUGAGCACGGCGGGGGAGGAAAGGGCUAGCGGGGCUUGCGCUGGCGGCGGCGGCGGCGGCGGACUGGGCGGGCUCGGCGUGGGCGGGAACGACUACUCGGGCCCCUUCAAGGAGGAGCUGCGGCGCACCCUGCAGCAGAGGAGCGUGCUGCCCGACGCAAAUCCCGAGGAGUCGUCCGUCUAAGCCCUAGAAUCUAAGGCUUCUCCUUCGGUUUUUUUCCCGCGAGGUGGAAGGAAAGAAAACAAAACAAAAAAACAACCGAGCUACCUCCCUCUUCUCGAGGAUGCCUGCCCUCUUUUCCAGUGACACGUGGUAGCGUUCGGCUCUCGCCCCGCCAAUGCCUGUUUGGCUCACUGUAGACUUGGACGGCAUGUUAAAUAUAGACGCUCGCCCCCCCUUCUGCACCGCAAAAAAGUCUCGGACUUUCUCCGCUUGCACUGUGCAACGGCCGUUUUGUCUCAACUGUGAUCCGAACAGGAGUGCGGAGAAACCCCGUCGGCGAGGUGAUCAAGCAAAUGGCAUCACUUUGUUGUCCGGACGCCACUUGACGGAUGGGGUGGCCUCGGGGACUUUUGUCAGCUUUUUUACUGCACUUAGAACUGGAAGCGCCUCUUCCCUUUUUUUAUUUUUUAUUGGUGAGCCAAGAGAUGACUGAGUCAUGCUGAAGGAAGGCAACAAUCAUAUUUGUGUGAGAAGACUAGGGUUGCAAAGGGGUGGGGGAAGUUUCCGGUAAAUGUGAGGAAUGCACAGUGCAGGGUCGAAAUUCCACUGAGUUUGCAUUAACUCCGGUUGUUUUAGCUAAUGAUCAUGCAGCAAGAAAGGCAACAAUCAUAUUUGUGUAAGAAGACUAGGGUUGCAAAGGGGUGGGGGAAGUUUCCGGUAGAUGUGAGGAAUGCACCGUGCAGGGUCGAAAUUCCACCGAGUUUGCAUUAAAUCAGGUUGUUUUAGCUAAUGAUCAUGCAGCAAGAAAGGCAACAAUCAUAUUUGUGUGAGAAGACUAGGGUUGCAAAGGGGUGGGGGAAGUUUCCGGUAAAUGUGAGGAAUGCACAGUGCAGGGUCGAAAUUCCACUGAGUUGGCAUUAAAUCCGGUUGUUUUAGCUAAUGAUCAUGCAGCAAGAUCGAGCAUGUGGCAUUCAAUGUUUAUUCCCAUUAAUUCCUGUUAAUUCCCAUGGAAAGUUACCGGAAAUUUACCACGGGAAGUUAAACUCGGGAAUUAGGACCAUUUUUUGAUUAUUCAAAGUUGGACAACGUCCAUUUUAUUCUUAUGAGAAGCUUGUAAAACACUAAAGCAAUGCCACACACCGAUAUAAAUAGUCAGCUAAACAAUUGGAGUAGUCUUUAAAUGAUGGACAAAUGAAUAAAAAUAGGCUCGAAUGAAUGAAUGAACAAUCAGCAUGCUAACUCAAACUAUAACCUACAUUCUCGUAUGAAAACGGAAUGUUUAUCAGAACAUAUGACAGAUGAAACUACACGUUUUGAUUUAAUAUUUCCUCGUGGAACUUUACAGAUCUUAUCUGUGCACGUGAUGGAAGAAUGCACUGCACAUGUGAUUGAGGAAUGCACAGUUCAGGGUCGAAAUUCCACUGAGUUUGCAUUAAAUCAGGGGUUUUUUUUGAGCUAAUAAUCACACUGCAAGAUCUAGCAUUCAAUGUUUAUACCGUAUUUCCUUGAAUUUCCGCCGGGUAUAUAGUAUGUAUGCGCCUGCCUAGAAUUACUGCCGGGUCAAACUCGUUUCGCCAAAUAAUAAGCGCAUGCUUAGUAUUACCGCCGGCUCAGGAUUAACGCCGGGUCAAACUCGUUAUGCAAAAUAUUAUUUUUAUUAGCGCAUGUCUAGAAUUUCCGCCGGGUCAAACUCGUUUCGCCAAAUAAUUAGCAUAUGCCAAGAAUUUCCACCGGGUCAAACUCGUCACGUCACGAGUGACACUUCACCUGUCAUCAUUUUCAAAAUGGAGGAGGCUAAUUUUAAUAAUUUGAAAUAGCAUAAAGGGAAGAAGAUUAAGAGCUAUUCAGUAGGAUUUAAGGUCCAAGCUAUUGAAUAUGCUAAAAAAAAACAGUAAGCAGCUAUGAUUUAUUAAUAUACCGUAGCUGCGUGUGUCAAAUAUGAGUCACUAAAUGACUCCCGCCUCCUGGUGGUAGAGGGCGCUAGUGAUCCUUCUUGCGACUACUCGGCUGCAGAAGAACUGAUAACAAGCAGGAAGAGUGAGCAGCGAUCGUUUAUUUUUCUUUUCGCUUCACUUUCAACAUGGAGGAUUACAUAUCUAAAAUAAAACAGUUUUCUAAACUGGACUUUCAAUCGAAGCAGGCGGUAAUAAAGGAAGAUCUCCAUCGAGACAGAGAGACUUUUAAAACUGAAGAAAGAUAAGGAAGACUUCUAUAAACAAGUUAUCGAUGCGUUUGAUCAGAAGGAGCUGCGCAUGGACUUCAUUUAUAAGUAAAGGUAAGACCAUAAUAACGUUUUUUUUUUUAAUUAAAUGUGCUUUUCAUGAUGGCAUCCUUACAUCACACUCAAAUUCUUAAGCGCAGGCCUUAAUUUACCGCAUGCCUUUGAGACGAGGUUUUAAAUUAAUUAGCGCCCCGGCGGCAAUUCAAGGAAAUACGCUACUUAUUAAUUCUCGUUAAUUCCCACGAAAAGUUGCCAACUUUGAAUAUUCCCGAAAUUUUGCAACCCUAGAGAAGACGCAAGAAAGUGGGAAAAAAAAAAAGAAUGACCGAAACGGGACUUUUGGAAUGAAAGACGCAUGAUGUCUAUCUGUGUUGGCCCUGCCAUGAGGUGGCGACUUGUCCAGGGUGUACCCCGCCUUCCGCCCGAUUGUAGCUGAGAUAGGCGCCAGCGCCCCCCGCCACCCCGAAAGGGAAUAAGCGGUAGAAAAUGGAUGGAUGGAAGACGCAUUGUGUUUCCGAUGUGUUAUACCCCCCCCCAACCCCCCCUUGCCCCUAAGAUUCCCAGUUUGUUGUGACGGUAGGUUUGAAAUAAGUUGUUUUUUUUGUAUAUUUCUUGAGAACCACUGCAGUGUUUUAAGUGGUUGUCAGGCGACUACAUUUUGGUGAGCAAGUUCUUACAUUCCUGGCUGUGUGCGGUGACCUUCAAAAGCACCUUCAAUGUCCUAAAAGUGCACCCCAUGCCACUUUUUUUUUUGCAAAUGUGGUUGAACUUUUUUUUAUGGAACGGACAAAAAAAAAAGGCAAUAAGACAAAAAAAACAAAAAAAACAACUGGUGGUGGCACCAAGACAACGCGCAUGGAGAAUGUAGUUUUUGCGACUGCUGUGGAUGUUUCUAGAAGUGCUUUUUACACGUCUCACCUUUUCAGGACGCCGGCAACUUGCACUGCAAAAGACGCUCGCUCGAAAACUUAAAAAAAAGAAGAAAAAAAAAACGCUUUGAAUGUCGGAACGAUCCUUCCCCCGGACUGGUUUUUUGUGCCAGGACUCGCUCUCGGACUUUGUGAAGCGGACAGACUGAUCACACUGAAGAUCCACUCGGUCCAAGGUAAUUGUUCCAGGUUUUGUUAGAGCAGGGGUGUCAAACUCGUUUUAACUCAGGGCCCAGGUGGAGGAAAUCACGGCAUGAUAAGUUAAAAAUAAAGACACCUUUAGAUUGUUUUCUUUCUUUAAAAAAAAAUAGGACAAGCCCAAUCCGAAAACUUGCAAAUCAAGUUUUUGUUUAUUUUUACACUUAGACUACGUCUAUCCGCAUUUGUCGUGAUUUAUCAUUUGUGAAUAAAUGAUGUGAUGAUGUUCAACAGUCAAAUAGGUGAGUUUGGCAGAGUUUUAAAAUGCUCUAAUUUGCAAAUAAUUUUAAUUUAUCAGUAUUUGUUCUUUUUUAUUGAGGAUCCACAUUAGCCGACAGAUAAACGCCAGGCUAGUCAUCCCGGGGUCCUUUUCUAAAAGUUUGAAUAUAAAAUAAUAAUAAUAAUAAUACACAGAUCCGGUUAUAAUUAAGAGAAAGGAAAAAUAAAAUAAAAAUCUCUAAAUAAUAAUAAUAAUAGAAAAAUUACAGUACACAGAUCCAAUUCCAAUAAAAAAAAAGAAAAAAAUUAUAAGAAAUAAAAAUAACAGUACACAGAUCCAGUUAUGAAUAAAAGUAAGGAAAAAAGAAAAGACAAUUCUCCAAAUAAUAAUAAAUAAAUAAAAACAGUACACAGAUACAAAAUAAUUUAAAAAAAUAACAGUAUACAGAUACAGUUACAAUAAAAGAAAGGAAAAAAAGGAUUAAAAAAUGAAAAUAACAGUACACAGAUCCAGUUAUAAAUAAAACAAAAGAAAAAUAGAAAAAAUCUCAAAAUAAUAACAAAAGUAUAACACUACACAGAUACAGUUACAGAAAAUACGCAGAUACAGUUACAAUAAAAUAAAGGAAAAAAAGAAUAAAAAAAUAACAGUACACAGAUCCAGUUUUAAAUAAAAGAAAGGGAAAAAAAGAAAAUUGUCAAAAUAAUAAUAAAAUAAUAACAGUACACAGAUCCAGUUUUAAAUAAAAGAAAGGGGAAAAAAGAAAAUUGUCAAAAUAAUAAUAAAAUAAUAACAGUACACAGAUACAGUUACAAUAAAAGAAAGGAAUAAAAAAUGAAAAUAACAGUACACAGAUCCAGUUAUAAAUAAAAGUAAGGAAAAAAGAAAAGAAAAUUCUCAAAAUGAUAAUAAAACAAAAAUAACUACACAGAUCCAGUUUUAAAUAAAAGAAAACUCAAAAAUAACAGUACACAGAUCCAGUUCUAAAUAAAACAAAAGAAAAAGAGAAAAAAAUCUCAAAAUAAUAACAAAAGUAUAACACUACACAGAUACAGUUACAGAAAAUACGCGGAUACAGUUACAAUGAAAUAAAGGAAAAAAAGAAUAAAAAAAUAACAGUACGCAGAUCCAGUUUUUAAAAAAAGAAAGGCAAAAAAAAGAAAAUUUUCAAAAUAAUAAUAAAAUAAUAACAGUACACAGAUACAGUUACAAUAAAAGAAAGGAAAAAAGGAAUAAAAAAUGAAAAUAACAGUACACAGAUCCAGUUAUAAAUAAAAGUAAGGAAAAAAGAAAAGAAAAUUCCCAAAAUAAUAAUUUUAAAAAAAUAACUACACAGAUCCAGUUUUAAAUAAAACAAAAGAAAAAGAGAAAAAAAUCUCAAAAUAAUAAACGUAUAACACUACACAGAUACAGUUACAGAAAAUACGCGGAUACAGUUACAAUAAAAUAAAGGAAAAAAGAAUAAAAAAAUAACAGUACGCAGAUCCAGUUUUAAAUAAAAGAAAGGAAAAAAUUUCUCAAAAUAAUAAUAAAAAAAUAACAGUACACAAAUACAGUUACAGAAAAUAUGCAGAUACAGUUACUAUAAAAGAAAGAAAAGAAAAUUCUCAAAAUAAUAAAUACAAAUAGCAGUACACAGAUCCAGUUACAAUACAAGAAAACAAUAAAAUUCUCAAAAUAAUAAAAAAAAAUAACAGUACACAGAUACAGUUACAAAACUUAUGCAAAUCUGGUUACGAUAAAAUAAAGAAAAAUAGAAAAGAAAAUUAUCUAAAUAAUAAACAAAAAUAGCAGUACACAGAUCCAGUUACAAUACAAGGAAAAAAAAUAAAUUCUCUAAAUAAUAAAAAUAAAUAACAGUACACAGAAAGUUACAAUAAAAGAAAGGAAAAAAGAAUAAAAAAAUGAAAAGAACAGUACACAGAUCCUGUUAUAAAUAAAAGUAAGGGGGAAAAAAAUUCUCAAAAUAAUAAUAAAACAAAAAUAACUACACAGAUCCAGUUUUAAAUAAAAGAAAAGAAAAUUCUCAAAAUAAUAAUAAAUAAAUAACAGUACACAGAUCCAGUUAUAAAUAAAACAAAAGAAAAAGAGAAAAAAUCUCAAAAUAAUAAUAAAAAUAUAACACUACACAGAUACAGUUACAGAAAAUACGCAGAUACACUUACAAUAAAAUAAAGGAAAAAAGAAUAAAAAAAUAACAGUACGCAGAUCCAGUUUUAAAUAAAAGAAAGGAAAAAAAUUUCUCAAAAUAAUAAUGAAAAAAUAACAGUACACAAAUACAGUUACAGAAAAUAUGCAGAUACAGUUACUAUAAAAGAAAGAAAAGAAAAUUCUCAAAAUAAUAAAUACAAAUAUCAGUACACAGAUCCAGUUACAAUACAAGAAAACAAUAAAAUUCUCAAAAUAAUAAAUAAAAAAAUAACAGUACACAGAUACAGUUACAAAACAUAUGCAAAUCUGGUCACGAUAAAAUUAAGAAAAAUAGAAAAGAAAAUUAUCUAAAUAAUAAAUAAAAAUAGCAGUACACAGAUCCAGUUACAAUACAAGGAAAAAAAAUAAAUUCUCUAAAUAAUAAAAAUAAAUAACAGUACACAGAAAGUUACAAUAAAAGAAAGGAAAAAAGAAUAAAAAAAAUGAAAAGAACAGUACACAGAUCCUGUUAUAAAUAAAAGUAAGGGGGAAAAAAUUCUCAAAAUAAUAAUAAAACAAAAAUAACUACACAGAUCCAGUUUUAAAUAAAAGAAAAGAAAAUUCUCAAAAUAAUAAUUAAAAAAAAUACCAGUACACAGAUCCAGUUAUAAAUAAAACAAAAGAAAAAGAGAAAAAAAUCUCAAAAUAAUAAUAAAAAUAUAACACUACACAGAUACAGUGACAGAAAAUACGCAGAUACAGUUACAAUAAAAUAAAGGGAAAAAUAAUAACAGUACACAGAUCCAGUUUUAAAUAAAAGAAAGGGAAAAAAGAAAAUUUUCAAAAUAAUAAUAAAAUAAUAACAGUACACAGAUACAGUUACAAUAAAAGAAAGGAAAAAAGAAUAAAAAAUGAAAAUAACAGUACACGGAUCCAGUUAUAAAUAAAAGUAAGGAAAAAAGAAAAGAAAAUUCUCAAAAUGAUAAUAAAACAAAAAUAACGACACAGAUCCAGUUUUAAAUAAAAGAAAAGAAAAUUCUCAAAAUAAUAAUAAAUAAAUAACAGUACACAGAUCCAGUUAUAAAUAAAACAAAAGAAAAAGAGAAAAAAUCUCAAAAUAAUAAUAAAAAUAUAACACUACACAGAUACAGUUACAGAAAAUACGCAGAUACAGUUACAGUAAAAUAAAGGAAAAAAGAAUAAAAAAAUAACAGUACGCAGAUCCAGUUUUAAAUAAAAGAAAGGAAAAAAAAUUCUCAAAAUAAUAAAAAAAUAACAGUACACAAAUACAGUUACAGAAAAUAUGCAGAUACAGUUACUAUAAAAGAAAAGAAAAUUCUCAAAAUAAUAAAUACAAAUAUCAGUACACAGAUCCUGUUACAAUACAAGAAAACAAUAAAAUUCUCAAAAUAAUAAAAAGAAAUAACAGUACACAGAUAAAGUUACAAUAAAAUAAAGAAAAAUAGAAAAGAAAAUGAUCUAAAUAAUAAAUAAAAAUAGCAGUACACAGAUCCAGUUACAAUACAAGAAAGGGAAAAAAUAAAAUUCUCAAAAUAAUAAAAAAUAACAAUACACAGAUACAGUUACAGUUAGGCUGCUGCCCCCGCGACCAGACCUCGGAUAAACGAAAGAAGAUGGAUGGAAAAAAUUUCAGAUCAUUUUCAUACUUAGCAAAAUCACCUCUCAGGCCGGAUAGAACCUGGUGGCGGGUCUGAUCCGGUCCUCGGGCCGUAGGUUUGACACCCCUGUGUUAGAUGGACCGCUCACUUUACUCAGUGUCUUCUCUCUCUUCAAAACAGGCUGCUUUUACUUUCGGGAUGUGCCAGAAAAGACGCCGAAGAGCGAGGCAAGAAGAAUAUCAAAGAAAAGAAAAAUAGUCGUUUAUUACAAACUGCAGACCGAAGGCUAAGAAAAUGUUUCUCGUCCAAAGCCCCGCCCACUAUUGUUGCAUGACCGACAGGAAAUGGACAGAAUAUUUUUUCAUCACCUUAUUGUACAAAUGCAUCUUUUUUGACUUGAGCAUUUUUGGAUUUUUUUACAUAUGAAAAAUAUUGUGAAAUGCUCUCUUUGGAAGAAAAAAACAAGAAAAAGUUUUAUUUUAUGGUUGAAAGAUUGUACAGGAUUGACUUUUUCCCUGUCACGUCAUUUUCGGAUAAGCCAAAAUAGACUGCAGAUGUUUUUGUUUUAAAUUAUUUUUUAAGUGAUGAGCUGUCCGUCCGUUUUUGUUUUUUUGUGACUUUGAGCAGGCAUCAGUAAGUCUACAGCCAAAAAAAAACAAAAAAAAGGCUAAGUCAGGGGUGUUCAAAGUGCGGCCUGCAGUUAAUUGCUUACACAUUCUGGAAAUGUGUUUCAAAAAUUUAAAGAAAACAUUUAAAAAAGUGGAAUAAUGUGAACUCUAAAUAGAAAAAAUUGACUGUUUUUUUCUUUUGUCUAUCUUAAAUUUUUUUAUUUUUUUUUGCCGUUGCGCCAAAAAAAAAAAAAAAAAAAUCUAUAACACUAAUAAUGAAUUAUUGACCUAUUCAAGGCUCCAAUUACUUCAAAUAUUUCACUUUAAAAUGUUUAAUGUGGAAAAUAUUGCAUAUAUUGUGUGGUUGCCAUACAAAACAUUGUUUUCUUUGACAAAAGAGCACAAAAAAAAAAAAAAAAGGCUAAGUCAGUUGAAUAGGUCGAUAAUUCAAACUGACAUUGAUUUUGAUUCAUUAUUAUUUUUUGAGCAACGACACUUAGAAACAAAUUACACAAAAAUAAUUGGGGAUCCAAAAGUGUCCUACUUAUUAAAGUGUUAAAAAAUAGAUUAUACAUUUUUUUUUUACUGUUUAAUUUUAGCAUAAUAAUCUCAAGAUCAACUUCAGAUACAUCCCUCCAUUAUUAGUUUCAUUGUUGUUUAUGUUUUUUGUUUGUUUUAGGCCCUUCUUUUAAAAAAAAAAACGCUCAGUUUUUUAUAUGGCAAAACACAAAAUAUGCAACAUUUUCCCCAAAAAGUGGAAUAUUUAAUGUGACGUAAUCGAAGCCUUGAAUAUGUCGAUAAUUCAAAAUGACAUUGAUUUUGAUUCAUUAUUAUUUUUUGAGCAACGACACUUAGAAACAAAUCACACAAAAAUAAUUGGGGAUUCAGAAGUAUCCUUAAGUGUUAAAAAAUAGAUUAUACAUUUUUUUUUUACUGUUUAAUUUUAGCACAAUAAUCUCAAGAUCAACUUCAGAUAUAUCCGUCAAUUAUUAGUUUCAUUGUUGUUUAUGUUUUUUGUUUGUUUUAAGCCCUUCUUUUAAAAAAAAAAACGCUCAGUUUUUUCAUAUGGCAAAACACAAAAUAUGCAACAUUUUCCCCAAAAAGUGGAAUAUUUAACGUGACGUAAUCGAAGCCUUGAAUAGGUCGAUAAUUCAAAAUGACAUUGAUUUUGAUUCAUUAUUAUUUUUUGAGCAACGACACUUGGAAACAAAUCACACAAAAAUAAUUGGGGGUCCGAAAGUGUCCUACUUAUUAAAGUGUUAAAAAAUAGAUUAUAAAAUUUCUUUUACUGUUUAAUUUUAGCAUAAUAAUCUCAAGAUCAACUUCAGAUAUAUCCCUCAAUUAUUAGUUUCAUUGUUGUUGUUUUUUGUUUGUUUUAAGCCCUUCUUUAAAAAAAAAACAGCUCAGUUUUUUAUAUGCCAAAACACAAAAUAUGCAACAUUUUCCCCAAAAAGUGGAAUAUUUAACGUGACGUAAUCGAAGCCUUGAAUAGGUCGAUAAUUCAAAAUGACGUUGAUUUUGAUUCAUUAUUAUUUUUUGAGCAACGACACUUAGAAACAAAUCACACUAAAAUAAUUGGGGAUUCAAAAUUGUCCUUAAGUGUUAAAAAAUAGAUUAUACCUUUUUUUUUUUACUGUUUAAUUUUAGCAUAAUAAUCUCAAGAUCAACUUCAGAUAUAUCCCUCAAUUAUUAGUUUCAUUGUUGUUUAUGUUUUUUGUUUGUUUUAAGCCUUUCUUUAAAAAAAAAACAGUUCAGUUUUUUAUAUGGCAAAACACAAAAUAUGCAACAUUUUCCCCAAAAAGUGGAAUAUUUAAUGUGACAUAAUCGGAGCCUUGAAUAGGUCGAUAAUUCAAAAUGACAUUGAUUUUGAUUCAUUAUUAUUUUUUGAGCAACGACACUUAGAAACAAAUCACACAAAAAUAAUUGGGGAUCCAAAAGUGUCCUUAAGUGUUAAAAAAUAGAUUAUACUUUUUUUUUUUUAGCAUAAUAAUCUCAAGAUCAACUUCAGAUACAUCCCUCAAUUAUUAGUUUCAUUGUUGUUUAUGUUUUUUGUUUGUUUUAAGCCCUUCUUAAAAAAAAAAGGUGGGCCUUCUACGCACGUAACGCUGAUUUCGAGGCUGAUCGUGGCAACACCCCGCUUCGCUGCAGGCCUGCAGGCCACGCUCCCUACACAGCUUCCGAAUAACACUGUUAUUACAAACAAGAGACGUAUUAUACGCUAGAAAUGUUUGUCUUACUUAAAAAUGCACGCGUUUAGUUGUGUUCAGUGUUAAAAAAAAAUAUUCUAUGGCUCUUACGGAAAUACAUUUUGAAAUAUUUCAGCCAAAAAGGUUCCCGGCCCCUGUAUUAGAGUAAACAUUGCAACCAUUUCUUGUUACAUUUCACCUGUUUGCUCUUUUAUACCACUUUUUACGUUUUGAAUUUUUUUCAAUUGUGUUCUUAAAAAUGUGCCAUGGGGCCGUUAAAAAAAAGGGCCCCCGGGCGGCACUUUGGACACCCCUGACUUAGACCCUAAAGGUAAAAAAAAAAAAUCCAUAUAUUCUAUUAUGGUUUGAAAAUGAAAAAUAUAACAAUGGCUCCUGCAUGAAUUAAUAUUUCUGUGUGUGGCCCUCAGUGGAAAAAGUUUGGACACCCCCUGGCCUAAGUAGUGGACUUCCUGUGUCCUGUUGGCCCUGCGAUGAGGUGGCGAUUUGUCCAGGGUGUACCCCGCCUUCCGCCCGAUUGUAGCUGAGAUAGGCGCCAGCGCCCCCCGCGACCCCGAAAGGGAAUAAGCGGUAGAAAAUGGAUGGAUGUUUACAAGAUCUUAACCUUAACUCCCAUUUAUUCCCUCUUUAAAUGCCGUUAAACCAAAAACAAGUCAUUUCUUCUCCCCUCCAAAGCAAAUAGGAACAUAUCAGUGGGAAAAAUGUGCACUUCAUUGUAUCGAUAACCUGGACGGUGAAGUUAAAACACCUUAUCUUUAUACACUGGUACUCGGUUAGGUCUUUUUAACAACUUUAAUGCUUAUUAAAGGACGCAAGUGUAAUAUAACUCAUUUUACACAUUUGUUUUGUCAAAACUUCCAUCAUUCAAGGCUUUAAAUUGUUCUUUUUGUUUUCCGCUCGCCUUUUAUUUGUAUUUUUGUUCACCGGGGUUUUAAUACGACCCGUUUUGACGUGGAUUUUGUCGGUCUUUAAUGUUCCUAAAGUAAUGUUGAGUAACUUAUUUCUUGUACAAACAUGUUGAUAUUUAUUAUCACUGUACAUAGGUCCCUUAUUUUUUAUAUGUGUGUAUAUGCAUAUAUACACAAAUAAAAAAAAGAACUACACAA